Pseudovirgaria hyperparasitica is the source of this 444-nucleotide messenger RNA. RefSeq lists its product as uncharacterized. The record is from RefSeq and is a predicted model, not a curated record. The transcript has 2 exons. NCBI's taxonomy places the organism in Eukaryota, Fungi, Ascomycota, Dothideomycetes, Acrospermales, Acrospermaceae. Bases 1 to 444 code for a protein of 147 amino acids.
AUGCACCCUUUUCUCUCCCUCAUCCAUCUCAUCCAGCUACUCCUCGUCAUCCCCCUCCUCACCUCUGCCCUCACAAUCCGCCCUACGACCACAACCAACCCCCUCCGCCGCCAAGUCCAAGAAGGUUCCCCGGUACCCGGCAAAGUAAACUUCUGCACCGGCACAAACACAAGCGGCGACUGCGACUGGCGCGUCGUCACCUUCGGCGAGUGCAACGCGCUGCCCGACGGAUUCGCCAAGAACACGGGCUCGUUCAUGGUUGCGGCUGGGGCGGUGUGCUAUGUUACCAUGAACGAGGAUGCGGCGGGCGAAUGCGUGGCGAAUGCGGGUUAUGCGGUACGACCGCCGGGGAAUGUGGAUAUGUUCAAUGUGCAAGGACGGGAUUUCGGGCAUGCCGUGACGGGGUUCCGCUGUGAGCGGUGUGAUGAGUGUCAGACGAAUUAA